Molecule: messenger RNA, 1266 nt
Organism: Scheffersomyces coipomensis
Lineage: Eukaryota; Fungi; Ascomycota; Pichiomycetes; Serinales; Debaryomycetaceae
Exons: 1
Coding region: 151-936 (261 amino acids)
Source: RefSeq, a predicted model, not a curated record
UUUUAAGUUUGAAGAUACAUUAUACAGAACUCCAUCCUAUCCCCCCCUAUUACCCAAUCUUGCUCCUCAUUUUAAAAGAAUAGAUCGAUAUAAAUCAUAGAUAUACACUAAUUAUUCCUAUUACUACUACGACUACUAUUAAAUAUAUUCAUGAUGACUAGUUUACAGUCCCCAUUCUCAUUUAGCUUCCCAAAUUCAUACCCCAACAAUACCGAUACUCCUCAUAAAUCAACCUCCUUACCUAAUGCCAAUUAUUUACCAACUCCAAGCUCAUCCAAAGCUCACAAUAAUAUAAAUUCUAAUGACUCUAUCAAUAUCAAUUCUAAUGACAAUGACACUAUCAAUACCAAUCUUAAUGACAAUAACAAUGACGAUAUCAAUCCUGAAAAUAAUUCUAAUAAUUACGAUUUAUUAAUUGGUAAAUUAAAUAUUAUGAAAUCUAAAUUAAAUAAAUUAGAUUCUAAUAAUAUUGUGGGAGAAUUGAAACAAUUAAUUGAAGAAUCUUAUCAAUUAAUUAAAAGUAAUGAUAAUUUAACUAAUGACAUCAAUGAUAACGGUAAUCCAACCAAUUAUAUUAAUAAUGGGUUUACAUUCACACCAGUAAGGAAUAACAAUAAUCGUAGUGUUCCAGAUGCAACUAUGAGUUAUAGUACUCCUCCACCAAGUUCAACUAAUGACGAUAUAUUUUAUCAGACUCCAAUCAAUAAAAUCAUAAAUAGUGAAAACUUAUUUAAGAGACAAAGACAUCAAGCCGAUCUUGAUGAUAUGAUUGAUUGGGGUAAAGAUGAUCUUGAUCAUUUCAAAUAUGUGGCCAAUGAUCCUCGUCAUAUUAAAGAUAUUUUAAGGACAUCUACUUCAACUGAUAAUUAUACCACUUCAAUUACAACCGAUCUGAAUUUAGAACAUCAAUUUGAAAUUAAUUUUGAAUUAAAUUAAAUUAAAUAAGAUCAGUAUUAUUAUAUCAAAAUGUGUUCAAAUCUCGCUUAUAUUUAUGGAUUUUUCUUGGGCUUUUAAUUCUUCGCUAUUUUAUUAACUACUACUACUUUAUUUAUAUAUAUCUAUUCUCGUUCAUUGGUUUUUAUUAUUAAUAUUGUGAUAUUUGGUAUCACCAUUUACUUCCUUAUUUUUUUUUUCUAUAUUUCUUAUUUCUUAUUUUUUGGUUUUGUAUUAUUAGGAUACCAUUUAUAUUUUUUAAAUCUGAUAAUGCUAUAUUGCUUUAUAAUUAAUUAUUUAACGAAGAUUAGAAUGUAGUUAUCUUUCGCAGCA